Xyrauchen texanus (razorback sucker) is the source of this 1011-nucleotide messenger RNA. RefSeq names its product chromosome 11 C19orf67 homolog (gene c11h19orf67). The coding region runs from base 1 to 1011 and encodes 336 amino acids. The record is from RefSeq and is a predicted model, not a curated record. NCBI's taxonomy places the organism in Eukaryota, Metazoa, Chordata, Actinopteri, Cypriniformes, Catostomidae. The transcript has 7 exons.
AUGGCUAACGAAGAGUACACUGAGUUGUCAUCACCAUGCAAGGAGAACGACACAAAUCAGUCUCUGACAGAAGCAAGAGCAACUACAAAGACUUUAGAAGAGGACAAUCCAAUGGCGCUCUCUUUUGGCGAUGAGAGGCAUUUCUUGGUUGAAGGCGCAACGGACUCUUCACCAUCAUGUCAGGAAAAGAGAAUGAUGGAUGAAAAAAUCUCUCCCGUUGAAAAGCAACUUCACUACCUGCUAAACAAGGCUGAUGAGUUUCAAGCACAGCUAGUGUGGAGCCGAGACUGCCUCCAGAAUGAUGGGUUUGCCUGUAUUGUUCCCACGUUCCUGCAAACUUGUCACCUGUUCUUCACUUACCUGGAGUCGACCGCCAGAAACUCCCAGCCCUUUUGCCCACCUCUGUCCAUAUACAUUCGGACACAGUUUUUGCAGUUUUCUCAGCAGCUGUGCUCACGUCUGGAGCAGCUGGUGUUGAUGUACGCCUCCUUCAAUAUUAUCUCACUAGAGGAAACUGAUCCACUGAGUAUCUCACACUUCUAUAUUGGCCAGUGUCAGAUAGACAACAUGAAGCUGUCAAUCUUCCGGUACUGUUGCCCAACCCCCUUUCUUGCCUCAGCCAGUACAGGGCUAUACAAGCGUAUGCGCUGGAAUGUGGAGCGAGAGGGAGGAGACAGAUAUGACAGUGCAGAGUUUUACUUUCUGUGCUUUGAGGAUGUCCCGGAGGUAGAAGAUGUGGAAGGAGAACAAGAGUGUGAGGGAGAAAGGACAGAAACUGGGAGAGAUAGAAGAGUGGCGAGGAUUUGGUCUAUUGGCCAGUGGGUCCAGACAUAUCCUGACCCAGACACAGAUGACAUCACAGACUGGGUGUUGUGUUCAGUCCCUUGUGGUCAGUACAAACAGCUGUUGUGUCUGGGAAGUGAAGAGCCCUCAUCCUACACUGCCACUGAUUGCCUGCUGGAGGUGCUGUUGUCUGAGAAAAUGGAUGCCAACUCUGUUGCUGAAACAUGA